Molecule: messenger RNA, 3928 nt
Organism: Thermothelomyces thermophilus ATCC 42464
Lineage: Eukaryota; Fungi; Ascomycota; Sordariomycetes; Sordariales; Chaetomiaceae
Exons: 1
Coding region: 173-3784 (1203 amino acids)
Source: RefSeq, a predicted model, not a curated record
GCGACCUGCAGCUACCCCCGGCCAACCCACAAAGCUCACCAACAUUGACAGACAGAACAAGCAACUGUGGGCCAACAACCCUCCAAUUGACGUUUGUUCACAACAUCACCAGGUCGUAACAUCGAGCCCGACGACAAUACGACGCCGUAAUGCGUCGAAUAUCACCGCGGCCAUGAAGCGUCGAUUUGGAUUCGGAAUUGCGGACCUCGAAUGGCUGCACCCCGACAACUUUGGCAACGAGCCCAUCUGCUGCGAAGCCCUUACAAACCCGGACGAAGUCCUCUGCUACGGCUCCGACGAUGAGGCAUACGACAGCCCCGCCGAGCGCCGCAUCCGCUACGAGGCACAAGCAGAGCGUUUCCUCGAAGGGAAGCCCGUGUUCCUGCUUUCGGCCUCCUUGCGUGGACCAUUCGACAAGGCAUCCGGAUGGACGAAUCCAUGGCGAUCGAAAUCCGGCACUCGGGAAAAAUAUAAUCAGAGAAAACCGUCCUCCGCACCAAGGAGGGCAGCAGAGGAAGGAGAAUGCAAAGCCGUGCUCGACUCGAGCAAUUCUCGUCGAGAAGCUUCCGAGACCAAGCCGACAUUACCUCAGCACGUCUACACGCCUCCGCGUUAUAUGGAUGAAGACACUUUCCAUCGGGUACAGAGCUGGCGAGACAAGGUGAUUGUGGAAAGCGACCUCCCUCCGAGUUCGAUCCAACAUUCGCCGCAGCCUGAACCCACGUCGGCCGAGUCGAGGAGGGCAACCCAACACACCAAUCGGAGGCAGUCUGGCUUGACACUGGAUACCCUAGACGAUGGGGCAAGUGAACUGAUGUCGCACACCCCAAGAGUGUACAACAAUCUCGAACAAGAUCGUUCUUCGGAGACUUCAAGGCGGAAGGGGACUCGAGCAGUGGCGUGCAAACCCGGCCAGGACCUCGGUCUGAACCGUCCUAGAUCCGGCCUUCCUCCAUCUUCGACACACUUACUAGAACGGACCGACCCUCUUCCGCACGCUGCUCAGCAUGAUGAGCAGUUGGGCCGGGCAGCCAGGAGCAACCGUACCUCAGCUGGCGGCCGCGAUGCCCCAGACACGACAGCUCCGACGCCGCAGACACGGGCAACGUCCCCGACAACGGAUACACCCGCUGCCAGUGCUCCCUUGGGGGUCGGAAACGCCACUCCGAGCGGUGCUCUGCCGGAGCGAGCCGCGUCAUUUGUGCUGCCGCAAGUACAAGCGACCCCGCGAACAGACGGAAGCUUCCGUUACCGGACAAAAGACGCGCGAGGAAAGGAGUCGUCUCUGGACAGGAGUAAGUUGGCAAAUGCCUCAUCGGCACCAAAUAGUCCUGCACAAAGACAAGGCUCGGACGGUCAAACAUUUCCAAAACGCGCAACAGGAGCAGGAGGAGACCACAGCCUGCACUCUGCUGAAUCUGGGGGGGAUGUUCCUGGUAACGUGGAAACACCAAAGGGUGCAGGUGUUGUGCAGAACCGUGAAGCUGCUACGGAAGUCGCAGAACAUGGAAUCUCCGGGGAAGGACAUGAGGUUGAAGCCUCCGUUAACGUCGCUCAUCCACCACACGAAGAAGGAAACGAGGAUGGUCAAGGCCAGGCUGAAGACAAGGACUCUGCGAAAACACCCUCACAGAUUGAUGGGCCCACGCUGGUUCCGUCAGAAUCUCUCUCUGGCUCGGAAUAUGACGGCGGGCCCAGUUUUGGACACUUUUCGGCAGAGAAACAGUCGCAGGACGUGAUCUCCGAGGUUUUUGGUUCGUCCAGAAGGCUACUCUGGCCCAAGACGCAGCGAAGCACUGGAGGGGACUCUCCCCGAAUGCUUGGCAUAGGAUCACCGCGCCCUCAAGAGUCUAUGCACUCAAGACACAGUUCCGAUUGUCGCCGCUCCAUGUCGGUCAGCAGCGCUGCCCUCCCACAGGAGACCGUGUACCUACCUCAUGAGGACAAGACUGUUCACGCAGCAGCAGAGGACUGCGGAUCCUUCAUCAAAACGGAACCACACAGUAAUGGCGAGGUGGCCGCGGAUGAGGUUGAUCCUGCUGUGGGCACAGCCAAGGCCCAGGCAGAGAACGAAGUUGAUGACGAUGCCAUGAGUGUAACUGAACAGCUGCAAGCCGGGGCCCAAACUGGCUUUAGCUGCGAGAGUUCCUCGGCAAAUCACUUACAACCCACCUCCUCAUGUCCAGCACCGGAGAUCCAGAGUCCUUGGGCCAGCGAUGGCCCAGCGCCCUGUUUGAAAUCGCAGGGCUUCCAGCCGCAACAUGAGGGGGGUAAUAAAGCGGCAGAUAUCCGGGUGACUCCGCCGAGGACCGUUCAGAGCCCGUGGUGUAAGACAGAGGAUGUUGUGCCUGGUGCCCUAGACAUCCCCGCUCCCCCGCCUCACUUGGACCUCGCAAACACAAGGCUUUCUUCUAUCGCCAGCCAGGCGCUGGAACAAGCAGUCUCGCAAAGCCCUUGGGUACGGGGCGACUCGCAGAUGCAGCUGCCGGAGGUCCGGCUGUUCAACCCCUUGUCAUCUCCCGCCAGCAGUCAUGUAUCACCACCCGCAGAUCCUCUCCAGGACUCCGUUAUACCCUAUAACAUCAACAACGACGACGCCGACAUGUGCAGCCCUCCACCGUACCCUCCUCAACCGUCGACUCCUGAGACAAAGCAGUCCGGCCUUCCAAGUCCCGACUUCACCCUCUCGGUGAAAUCCUUCAGGGACUUCAUGACCCCUUCCCCUGCCAAACGACGCCGCAUCUCCGCUGUCACAAACGAAGAACAUCUACCAAGUACCCAAGCCCUUGUCGAGGCAGCCAUAUCUAACCCUUGGACCAGAGAAUCAACCGCAAAAGCGAAGCAGCCAAACUUCAAGCCAAGACGCUCGCAGAAGCAGCAGCAACAAGCCCGGCCACCAAAGCGCGUCUCCUGGGCGCCCCUCCCAGGCGAAUCCACCCCUGACGAUGCGAACAUGACAUCCUCCUCCCCACACGGUGCGGGCCAGCCCCUUCACACGCAAGAGCCCUCAACACCACGCUCGCCCUCCCUAGGGAAAGGGAGAACAAAGGACGGUUUGGCCCGCCCCUUCCGCGCAACCUCUCCGCCGCCAAGCAUCCUCUCCACAUCUGCCCUGCCUACGGCAAGCCAGAAGUUUGGAAAACAUUUUGCCGCUGUCGCAGCGGCAAGCAGCAGGCGAGGCGACGUGGGCAUGGGUAUGGGCGUGGGCGUGAGCGUCCCGACUCCUCGAACCUCCCAGAGAACCCAGGCGUCGAGGACGGUGGAGAAGAGCCUCCUUCCGAGUGCGUCGCAGCAGGUCUGCGGCAGCCCUGCUGUGGAGGCGAUGGCGGAGGCCUUCUUGAGGGCGGAGGUCGGGAUCCAGCCGCAUGCCGGUGCUACUGCUCCUGAUGCUGCUGAUGUUACUGCUCCUUCUGCUGUUGGGCAUGUCAUGGGACGCGAAGGCGAAGGUGAGGGCGAGGGCACGGAGCCUAUUGAGAUGGACGGGGUUGUACACGGCGAAUGUGGCGAGGGAGGAGGAGAAGAAGGAGAGAUGGGUGCGUCCGGGGAUGAGGGGAAUCUCGAAGAAGAGGAAGCACCCGGGUUCGCGGACGAGGAGAGUCCUGUUGACGAAGUCAGUGCAGUGAUGGAUAACCUGGAUGAGUUCCUUGGAGGGAAUUGGGACCUGGAAGCCGAUCUUGCGAAAGUCAGGGCGGAGCAAGCACGAAACGGUCGGGAAUAUGAAGAUGGUAUGAGUCGUGGAGCGGCUGGACUGUCGGGACUUAUGGCUGUCAACGUUUGGGACUAGGGCUCAAGGCAUCACUGUGUAUCUGCUGCAUGGUCAAGGUUGAAGCGUGUAUUUUUUUUUUUUCCUUACCAUUGUCAUUCGUACUAUACCCCUAGGAGGAGCGCCACCUGUAACAAAAGAGCAGGAGCUACUGUUUCUGUUGAA